CCUUGCCGCCUAUCUACUACUGGACCACUCCCUCUCUCCACUCCUUCCAUCCACCACUCCCUCCUUCCGCUUCCCCUACCGCUGUGCCUGUGACUUUCCAUAGUCAUUGGCAUUUUCAGAGCGCUGAGGAAUUGUGCGACAGAGCAGGGACGACCGCUUCAUCUUCAUCUUUCUUGCCCCAUUUUACACGAUUGCACAUCCACCUUCAAUUUUCUUUCUAUUCCCACACUCUAACGCUUGCCCAAGAUGUCGACGAAGAAGAACAUUGAUGGCGAGGAGGUCCUCGAGGGAUACCGAGGCAACCUCACGCCCGAGCACCAGAAGCAGCUGCGAGAGAUGUACCGCCGCCUGUUUGAACUCUACGAGCAGAACAAGAGCCGAUCCGAGGAGCUCGAGCGCGAGGGCGGGCCCCAGGUGGCCGCAAGCCUCAAGAAGCAAAAGAAGUCCGGCGGAGACUCGGGAAAGAAGAAGGACGAGCCUGGCAAGGACAUUCCCAAGGACGACAAGGCCAAGGAGGAGGCCAAGAAGCAGGAGGAGCUGCGCGACCUGCGCGACAUGAUGGACACCUACGGCGGGCCCUAUCUCCGUCGCGCACUCUGGGAAUUCGUAAAGCACGACAAUCCCGACGCCGGCCUGCUUCGCUUCCUUCGAGCCCGCAAGUGGGACCUGGACCGAGCGCUGGCCAUGCUUGCCGCCGCGCUCAAGUUCCGCUACGAGAUGGACGUCGAAGGCAUCAUCUUCAAGGGUGAGGCCGGCAUGUCCGACGUGCCCGGCUUCCUCAACCAGUUCCGCCGCGGUAUCUCGUACAUCAAGGGAAACAGUGAGGCACCUGGAGAAUACCCCAUCUACUUUAUCCACGUCGCUCGCCACUUUACAAACGCCCAGAAGCACGAGGUGCUCCAGCAGUUCGUCCUCCUUGCCAUGGAGAACGCCCGGCAGCUUACCACGCCGCCCUAUGAAAAGGCCAUUGUCAUCUUUGACAUGGGCGGCUUUGGUCUCAAGAACAUGGACUGGCAGUGUGUCCUGUUCCUGGUCAAGUGCCUCGAGGCCUACUACCCCGAGUCGCUCCAGCGCAUUUACGUCCACAGCGCCCCCUGGAUCUUCAAGGGCAUCUGGCAGGUCCUCCAGCCCAUGCUCGACCCCGUUGUGAGGGACAAGAUCAAGUUCAGCAGCAAGGCAGCCGACCUCAAGGACUAUGCCGACACAACCAAGCUCAGAAAGGGCAUGGGCGGAACCAUGGACUGGGAUUGGGACUACAUUGAGCCCGAGCCGUCGGAGAACGACCUGACAAAAGACGAAAAGACGCGUGAGGCCAUGAAGAAGGAGUACGACGACCUGGCAAAGAAGUUCGAAGAGACGACGGCCGAGUGGUUGAAGUAUGACACCGACGACGAGGCGCCGGAGCUGACACACAAGCGAGAAGUGCUUGCCAAGCAGCUCCGCCUCACGGCACUGCGCAUGCAGCGCUACACGCGUGCAAAGAAUGUCUACCAGCGCGCCGGUCAGCUCAAGGACGACGGCAGCUUCACCUGGGAGUACCCGCAGACCGACGGCGAGACCAAGACGCAGACGGUCAACGACCGCCACAACAUCCCCGCCCUUCGCAAGUGGCUCGAGGAGCACAACGAGGACACGCUCGACGACAGCGUCUGCGGCCGCCUCGGUUUCUGCGGCUCAGAGGUCGAGGGCUCCUCGGAGGGCAAGGCAAGCGGCGCUCAGUCGCAGUCGCAGGGCAAGAAGUCAUCGUCGCAGAGCAACGGUGCCGCUGCGGGCGCUGCUGCUGCUGGUGGUGCCGCUGCCGGUGGUGGUGUGGCUGCCGCGCUCAAGAACAAGAAGGACAAGGUCAAGGACAAGGUGCAGGGCAACGGCAGCGCUGGAAAGGGCGACUCGGUCGGCCAGCAGGAGUCGCAGAGCCGCGCCGUCGAGGAGGAGAAGCCGCAAGAGAGCGCCGAGGAGGAGGAGCCCGAAGAGCAGCAGGAGGACAACGCCGAUGCCAAAAAGGGCCAGGAGGGCCAGCAGCAGCAGACUUACACUGGCGCUGCCAUGGGCGCGGUUGGUGGUGCCGCUGCUGCUGUCACGGGUGCCGCCGGCGGUACCCUGGCUUACCUCCGCGGCGAAAACAAUGGCAACGACCAGCAACAGCAGCAGAAGCAGGCCCAGUCGCCCCAGCAGGAGGAGCAACCCGAAGAAGGGAACUUCGACGAGGACGACGAUGCAGACUCCAACUUCAGCGAAGAGUCCAUCACGCCCGAGACAGCCGUCACGCCCUCAUACAUCGGCGACAAGCCGCCCUCGGCAUCGCAGGUCAAGCUCAGCGACGAAGAGUGCCGCAAGGAUCUGGGCAUUGUUCGCGAAGCCAUGAGCCUCUUCCUCAACUCGCGCAUGCAAGAGGCCGAAGACCUGUGCAAGGAGGGCGCCGACCACCGCCUGUACAAGGCCGAAGGCAUGGCCCUCAUCAACACGGUCAAGACGGUCAUGACCUUUGAGCCGCAGGACUUUGAGACGUCCAUCAUGUGCUGCAAGCACUCGAUGCACAUUGCCGGCCUUCUCCGCAAGAAGCAGGGCACCAUUGGCAAGAUGAUUGGCGGCAGCAAGCAGGCCAACUACAAGUCGAUGACGCUCGUCCAGCAGCACGCCGAGCUCGUUUACGCCGAGAGCCAGCUCCUCAAGGCUGUUCUUGGUAUCUUCUACGCCGGAGACAGCCUGGCCUUUGUCAAGCAUGCCUUCAGCCUUCGAAACGGCUAUUUUAUGGUCCGCGAGCUCUUCAAGUUUGUCGAGUUCUGCGACGGCGAGGCCGAGGAGGCUCAGAUCUCGGGCCGUCGUCCAACGGUGUCCGUCGACCAGGACUUCCGAUCGGGCGUCUACCUGACCAACGGAAUCUGCUCGCUCAUCCUCUCGCUCCUGCCUACCAAGGCCCUCAAGAUGAUGGAGGGCUUUGGUUUCACGGGAGACCGCCGCUUCUCCCUCGAUGUCUUUGCCAGGGCCGGCGGCUGGUCCAAGUCGCGCCCCCUGCCCACCAUCUCGGCCGACGAGGAGGGUGUUCGCCGCCCCUUGUGCGACAUUGCCAUGCUUACCUACCACCUCUUCAUCUCGUCAUACGUGCCCGUCACGGAUGUCGACUUUGAGUUUGCCGACAAGGUCCUCAGCUGGAACCUCGUCCGGUUCCCCAACGGCAUCUUCUUCCUCUACUACUCGGCCCGCCUCUACGCGGCCCAGGCGCUGCCCGAAAAGGCCAUCGAGUACUACCGCAACGCCAUCGAGUCGCAGUCGAUCUACAAGCAGCUCCACCACCUCUGCUUCUGGGAUCUCAGCUUGACCUACCUGGCCACGUGCGACUUUGUGCGAGCCUACGAGUGCUACGACGUCCUGUCGCGCGAGAGCAACUGGAGCAAGGCCAUCUACCAGUACGCCAAGGCCGUCAUGCUCUACGAGACUGGCAUGGACGACCGGGCAAAGAGUGCCACGAUCAUGCGCACCGUGUCCAAGUUGACCAAGAAGAUUGCCGGCCGUCAGAUUCCCUUUGAGCGAUUCGUCAUGCUCAAGGCCAAGAAGUACGUGGCACAGAACAACCGGCUGCCCCUGCCCGGCCUCGAGUUCUCCUACAUCUGGCACUGCAUGGCCCAGACGCCCGUGUUCCUCCUGGUCGAGAACACGCUGACGCGCAUCGACGAGUUCAUCGACGAGCUCGAGUCGUACCACGAGCCAAAGGCCUACGGCACGGGCGAGAGCGAGUACUGGAGCGCCUACUGCCUUGCGUUCUUCCUGCGUGGUGUCGCCCUCCGCUUUGUCGCGUACCCCGAACCCCACACCCUGGUUCGUCUGCCGGCCGAGGACUCGAUUGGUCCCCUCGAGGAGAUUACAGCCGAUGCCAAGGCGUCGUUCGCCAAGGUGCUCGAGCACGGCGGCAAGCUCGACGAGGUGGACCGCUACCUCGUCUACUUUGCCCACUACGAGAAUGGCCGCCUCCUUGCCUCGAUGGGACGCGAUGACCUGGCCAAGGCAGAGUUCCGCGCAGUCAUGAGCGGCAAGCCUCUGGAGGCCAAGGGCAAGAAGGGCGUCGGAUCGGGCAAGGCCUCGUACCUGCUCAGCAACAUGUGUCAGGUCCGAACGCACGCUGCCCUCGAGACGAUGCGCAUCAACAAGAAUCGAUCGAGGGGUAGCUUCUUCAGCCAGGGAACCGGUUCGUCCUCCUUUGCUGCUGGCUCGUCGAUUGGCACCAUUUCGAGCCGCCAAUCCUACGGCUCGAGCGCUCAGAACUCCAGCAGGAGCUCGGCGACGAGGGCCACGAGCAUGAGCAGCCGGUCCACCCGGAGCCCUGCUGGCGAGGCACCCAUCAGCGAGAAGCGAUCCCGCGCAACCAGCAACGCUGCCACCGACUACUCUGGUUAGAUGGCCUGCAAGAUUGAUUAUUCUCUUUGCUUACUACUUCACUGUCAUAUGUUUUGUUAUCCGUUUCCUCUUUUUUCUGUUGCUCUUUUCCCACUCUCGAAUGUCUUUCGCAAAGUUAUCGCUCUGGCUUCCCAAUGUGAUGAUGUGAUCUUUUACG
Acaromyces ingoldii is the source of this 4546-nucleotide messenger RNA. RefSeq lists its product as hypothetical. Bases 247 to 4389 code for a protein of 1380 amino acids. Gene Ontology annotation, molecular function: protein binding. The record is from RefSeq and is a predicted model, not a curated record. Lineage: Eukaryota; Fungi; Basidiomycota; Exobasidiomycetes; Exobasidiales; Cryptobasidiaceae. The transcript has 3 exons. Gene Ontology annotation, cellular component: mitochondrial outer membrane; cytosol; nucleus.